Messenger RNA from Haliotis rufescens (red abalone), 637 nucleotides. RefSeq names its product hepatic lectin-like. Lineage: Eukaryota; Metazoa; Mollusca; Gastropoda; Lepetellida; Haliotidae. Bases 1 to 420 code for a protein of 139 amino acids. The transcript has 3 exons. Gene Ontology annotation, biological process: biological process involved in interspecies interaction between organisms. Gene Ontology annotation, molecular function: carbohydrate binding. The record is from RefSeq and is a predicted model, not a curated record. Gene Ontology annotation, cellular component: external side of plasma membrane.
AUGACCGGGGCCAAAAGUUCCGUGUCCGGUAGACAAGAACUACGUUUGGAGGGACUAUGUUUCAAAUUUGAAGCAGAUACACUGAGGAGCUGGAGGGAUGCUGAAAUCGACUGUCAAUCAGAUCAUGGUCAUUUGGUGAAGCUCGACUCUUCAGCCAAGAAUGAACUCAUUGUUAAGUUUGCACAGGAGCUCAGACUAGAAGUUGGCAAACUCGUGGGAUUUAACAUUGGAGCAAAGGAUGGGGACGAAAACGGCCACUGGACCUGGUACGACAACACUCCUGUGUCGAGUCCCAAAUGGGGACCUAACGAACCUAGUGGGGAUGGCUACUGCGCUCAGAUAUUAAGUGCACAUUCGUAUAGAUGGAAUGAUGUCAAUUGCAGUGACUCAUGGGGGUACAUUUGUGAAAUUCCAAUGUGAAGAACUGUGAAAUAUGAUAGAAACAAACAGAAAUCUCUUUAACGCAAAGUGAUGCCGAUACAAGGUUAAAUUUAAAUACCCAUUUUUAAGACCCAUUCUACCCCGGAAUCUUCACGGGUCGACAGUGCCUAUAAAAUAAAUAAAUAAAUAAAUAAGGGGAGAAGUUUGAUUGUUUCAACCGAUUUGUAAGGAAAUGGCUGUGAAAGCUACACUGUCU